Molecule: messenger RNA, 3237 nt
Organism: Larimichthys crocea (large yellow croaker)
Lineage: Eukaryota; Metazoa; Chordata; Actinopteri; Sciaenidae
Gene: kras
Product: v-Ki-ras2 Kirsten rat sarcoma viral oncogene homolog
Exons: 5
Coding region: 313-879 (188 amino acids)
Biological process (GO): signal transduction
Cellular component (GO): membrane
Molecular function (GO): GTPase activity; GTP binding
Source: RefSeq, a predicted model, not a curated record
CUAUGCUUUCUGGGUAAAGUGCGCCCCGGUAUCCGCCCAUAUUCGCUUAAAGGAGGCCAACCUGAGCAGCUAGGCCGGACGCUGGAUCAAAUGGAAAGUUCAAUCGAUUAAUUUCCCCACUUUUUUGUUUUGUUUUGUUGUUGCAUGUACUCGCUUGCUUUUUGGGGGAAAAAAACGAGGUAGUCUGACUUAAAUGCGGGCGUUUCGGUGUGAAAUAGGAAAUGCAGAGAUCGUGUGAGACGAGAGGAUUAUCAGCUUGACUUAUUUGGUCGCUACUUCGGACGCGGAACUCCACUCGCUAAAAGGUGAAUCAUGACAGAAUAUAAGCUGGUAGUGGUGGGAGCUGGUGGUGUUGGCAAGAGUGCACUUACUAUUCAGCUCAUCCAGAAUCACUUUGUGGAUGAAUAUGACCCCACCAUUGAGGACUCUUACAGAAAGCAGGUAGUGAUCGAUGGAGAGACGUGUCUGCUGGACAUCCUGGACACUGCAGGUCAGGAGGAGUACAGCGCCAUGAGGGAUCAGUACAUGAGGACAGGCGAGGGCUUCCUCUGUGUCUUUGCCAUCAACAACACCAAGUCCUUCGAGGACAUUCACCACUAUAGAGAACAGAUUAAGCGGGUGAAGGACUCCGAGGACGUCCCCAUGGUGUUGGUGGGGAACAAGUGUGACCUCCCAUCCCGGACAGUGGACACCAAGCAGGCUCAGGACUUAGCACGCAGCUAUGGCAUUCCCUUUAUCGAGACCUCAGCCAAAACCAGACAGGGCGUUGAUGAUGCCUUUUACACAUUAGUGAGAGAAAUCCGGAAGCAUAAGGAGAAGAUGAGCAAGGAGGGCAAAAAGAAGAAAAAGAAGUCCAAGACAAAGUGUACACUUAUGUGAAUAAUCACCCCUUUUCAAGACAGACUAAAAAAAAGAACUAUGUUGAACAGUUAAAGUAAUACAUUUUGUACAUUACACUAAAUUAUUAGCCUCUUUCUCAAUACCCACCAUACUGAAUACUAAACCUGACCCCGAUUUUUCUGCCUUUCUGUUAUUUGCUACUCGGACACCAAUAAGCUUUAUUUUCAGUUUAGUGCCAGUUGCCCACUUGUUGGUCCAACAGCCUGUUUUCAUUUGAUAGGAUGAUGAUAAUGAUGAUGAUUUUCUAGAACUGCAGAGAUGUGAGCUAAUUGCAUCACAACUCAUGUUUGACAAAUGAUUCAUUAAUGAUUUUUCAAUUUUCUUUUCCCUUUGCUUAAAAGGUCAUGACCUACAAAAGUUCUGUAAUGCCCUUUUUAAGUAUGGGAUGCCAAAGAAUGAAUUUUCAUCCCGAUUCUCGUAGACAAUAGAUACGAAGAAAGGACCAACAUUCAGCCAGAUGAGAUCCAAAUGUCCCAGCCACUGUGUAAUUUCCCCAUCUCUAAUGACCUCUAGGUAUGACUUAGUUAUGUCACUGAUAUAAGUAUGCAUGCAAACUCCUACUCUUCUCCGAAUGUUUUAACACCCUAAUUAGCUAUUAAUUAAUUUGCAACUUGUCAAUGCUUUGUACUGUGUGGGGAGUGAUUUCUUGCCUACAUGAGAUGUUUUUGUUUUUUUUUCUUUUGCAUGCAUUGUGUCCUAGAUGACAUGGGUAUUGCAAACUGCCUCUGGUCGAUGCGUUUUAACAGAGCCAACAACGAUGAACUCUGACCCAAGUGGACAUCAUACAGUCUAGUUUUUCAGGUUUAUAUAAAGUAAACUGUACUUGUGUUUGUCAGAAAGAAAUCGGCCACCUUUGCUUGAUUAAUGACACAUUCAGAGAUCCAAAUCUGUACCCGUUCUGUUAUAAUGAAAUGGGACUAGCAGCCAGGGUUUGUCAGCCAUGCAGUCUUUUUAUGUUGCAGGGAUCCAUGCCUCUUCACAAUCUAAUGUCUGAACAGCUUGUUUGACCUCACAGGUCACACAUUUCCUGCUUUCUUUACUCUAAAUGCUCGACUGCAGGAUUAGUUAAAUUCAUCCUGACGACAACAACAGUUUAAUUGCUUUUCAUUACAAAACAAUUCAAGAGUUCUCCUGUCAACAUUCUCCUGAUUGAGGCAUUCAUAUUUACCCAGUAUGAGGCCCCUUUUAUCAGGAUUUGUGAUUCUACAGUAGCUGGCCAUAGAGGUGUCAUGCCUUGCACAUUUCCUAAGCUGUUGACUCGUUCGCUUGUGACUGGCUAGAAAGCAGACUGCAUCUUUUAAGUAGCUUUCAGGAAUAUUUCUCUUGGUGUGGUGUCACAGAGGUUGUUCAAAAUGUUGUCCAAAUGGAUUUUCAGAUUGUUCCUUUUAUGGAGCUUUUGAAAGAACUUUUGGAUUAAUUGAAAGUGUUGAAAUUGUUUGGUGGGCUGCCUUUCAACAGGAAUGAUUGUCCAGCAAAAUAAUUUGUAAUUUUACUCUCACAAAGCUUGUGUAUCGUGGUGAUGUAACUGGAACUGAUGUUUGUAAAUGAGGCACUAAUUUGCCAUUAAAUUGGUUUUUAGAGAAAAUUGUCUGAUUCCAAAAAAAAAAGGGCCUAGUUUAUUUCCCAGGUCAACACAUAUUUCACGUUUUCCAUCGUAUUUACAACCUGUUCCCCUGGGGAUUUUUUUAUUUGCCUUUUUUAUGUUUGCAUUAGGUGCUACAUUUAGACGGUAGAAAAAGCAGAGACAACAUUUACUUUGUCCUGUGUGUGCUCAAGAUACACAAAAUGCUGUUUUAGGGGAGCAAAGUUAUUGACACAGAAAAUCCAGACAUGAUACAUUUUGCUUUCAGGAUUAAUGAAUUUUGACCCAGUUUAUUAUUACCUCCUUUUUUUUCAUGAAGUAGAUAACUGUUAAUGCAAUUUUAAUUAUGGAACCCUCUUGUUAACAAUACUGUUUCAAAAGUAGUUUUACUGAAAUGUUCCUCUUCCUUUAUUGCGUGCCAACAGCUGAUUUCUGAAAUGUAUCAUUUAUACCUGGAUCAUAUUUUAACAACCUUUGUAUAGUUGUGAUACUGAAAGGUGCAUAUUUUGUAAAUUGUGCUUCAUUUCGUUGGUGUGUCUAAAUGAAUGUUGCUUUAAUGGAGUUUCACUCCGCUCUGUGUAUGUGACUAGAGAGUGUGACUGGGUCCAGGUCUAGGGAAGUGAAUGAAUGACCACUUUACAACACACCUGUUGUGGGCAGUGUAGAGUGGUGAUCUGAUCUCAAAUGAGUCUAUUUUUUGCCAUGAAUCUCACCACUCCUAUUUAAUGUGUAAUAAAGAACAAAGUAAAGAGGAA